AUUCAGCUCGGAGCUGUCCUUCACCCGAGCUGCUAAAAGAAGUGCAACAGACUUUACGGAGACUGCAAAGUCUACCCCUGAAGGAUUCUUAUGAUGCCUAUGGACUUGUUGCGCACUGAACUAACGGAACUACGCGAUUGAGGGUUACUCUUUCCACAGGAUUUAUGUAUAUAUUAUUCUUAUUCUUGUUGCAACAAUGGGAUUAUUUAAAAUGGAACUGAAAAGGAUUACUGGAAGUGUAAUUUCCUGUGGAACUGCUUGAGGACUACGGUUUGCACAAGUAAUACAGCAAGGCAGGCGUUACAACUAUUUCUACAGUCUGUCAAUCAGAGUCUGAUGCCUUGGACUGGGACGUGGUGAGUCAGCAUGGAGACAAUCAGCACCCAGCAACCCUACCCUGGCCCACACAGGCUGUCAAUCAGCAAUCAGCAACCCUACCCUGCCUCACACAGGCUGUCAAUGAGCACCCAGCAACCCUACCCUGCCCCACACAGGCUGUCAAUCAGCACCCAGCAACCCUACCCUGGCCCACACAGGCUGUCAAUCAGGACCAAUGAGGACGAGGCUGACUGCAUUGAGAACGGCAACAGCAGGGAUCAGUCACUGUGCGAAGACACUUGCUCUGAGCUGCAGAGAGCCGUCUCCAUGGAGAUCAGAGAGCUGGCAGAAUCCCGCAGGAGUUCAUUCACAGGCAGGGGAGCCAUGGCCAGGAUGUCUCGAUUUCUCCUUUCAAUAAGAAACUGGGCGAGGAGACGACUGCACCACGAAGAGCAGAGACCAGACUCCUUUCUGGAGCGUUUCCGUGGCCCGGAGCUGAAGGAGGCUUCCAGCAGAGAGAGCAACACCCAGUCAGCCCUGGGCCAGCAGGGCAGAGUGAGCAGGCGAAAAAAAGAAGUGUUUGUUAUCGACCCUGCGAGCAAUCUAUACUACAGGUGGCUGUCCAUUAUUGCAGCUCCUGUCAUGUACAACUGGUGUCUGCUGGUGUGCAGGGCAUGUUUUGAUGAACUUCAAAUUGACUACCUGGUUUUGUGGGGUGUUUUAGAUUACUCCUCAGAUUGUGUCUACCUCAUUGACACUUUUGUGAGAUUUAGGACAGGUUUCCUCAAACAAGGAUUGCUUGUCAAGGAUUCAAAGGAGUUACGGGAGAAUUACAUGAAGACUUUGCAGUUCAAAUUUGAUGCACUCUCACUUGUGCCGACGGACUUAAUCAGCAUUAAAAUUGGGUUCAACUGGCCUGAGCUGAGGUUUAACAGGCUCUUCCGAUUCGCGCGCAUGUUUGAGUUUUUUGACCGCACCGAAACAAGAACCAAUUACCCCAACAUCUUUCGAAUUGGCAACCUUGUCCUGUACAUUCUGAUUAUUAUCCACUGGAAUGCAUGCAUAUACUUUGCCAUUUCCAAAGCCAUAGGGUUUGGGACAGAUACCUGGGUGUACCCCAACAUAAGCCACCCUGAAUACGGUCGACUAGCCAGGAAGUACAUCUACAGCCUGUACUGGUCCACACUGACGCUGACCACAAUCGGGGAGACCCCUCCCCCAGUGAAGGACGUGGAGUACCUCUUUGUGGUGUUUGACUUCCUGAUCGGAGUGCUGAUCUUCGCUACCAUCGUCGGUAACGUGGGUGCCAUGAUUUCCAACAUGAACGCCUCCAGAGCGGAAUUCCAGGCCAAGAUAGAUUCCAUUAAGCAAUACAUGCAUUUCCGUAAAGUCACCAAAGACCUGGAGGCCCGAAUCAUCAAGUGGUUCGACUAUCUCUGGACCAACAAGAAAACGGUGGAUGAAAAGGAGGUCCUGAAGAACUUGCCUGACAAGCUGAAAGCAGAGAUCGCCAUCAAUGUCCACCUGGACACGCUGAAGAAAGUGCGCAUCUUCCAGGACUGCGAAGCAGGGCUGCUGAUAGAGCUGGUGCUGAAGCUAAGGCCACAGGUGUUUAGCCCUGGAGACUAUAUCUGUCGCAAAGGGGACAUUGGCAGAGAAAUGUACAUCAUCAAAGAGGGAAAGCUGGCCGUCGUAGCGGACGACGGCAUCACCCAGUUUGUAGUUUUGAGCGACGGGAGUUACUUUGGAGAAAUCAGCAUCUUGAACAUCAAGGGGAGUAAGUCCGGGAACAGAAGGACUGCAAACAUUAGAAGCAUAGGCUACUCUGAUCUCUUCUGCUUAUCCAAGGAUGACCUCAUGGAAGCCCUGACUGAGUAUCCGGAGGCCAAGAAGGCGCUGGAGGAGAAAGGGAAAGCCAUUUUAAUGAAGGACGGCUUGAUAGACGAGGAGGUGGCCAAACAGGGAGACGACCCGCAAAACAUGCAAGAAAAAGUGCACCAGUUGGAAACUAUUCUGGACCUCAUGCAAACGAAAUUCGCCAGACUGAUGGCAGAGUUUACCUCGAGCCAGCAAAAGCUCAAACAGAGACUCACAACAGUGGAGUCCAAAGUGAAGAAGUACGGGAGCGCAAGCUUCUCAGAGGAUCUGGAAACAGACAAUGAAGCUGCAAAAGAAGAGGCCAAAAAGGACAAAUAACAUGCACUACUCUGAGCAUUUCUGAUUAUCUUGGACUAGACCAGCUAAUGGUACUUGUUUUUUUGUGAGACACCAAACAGGGAAAAAAUAUAUAGUUUGAUACUUUAACUUCUAUUUUCAUUUAACAUACAAUAUAAAGUUAUGCUUUUUUUUCCUCUGAAAACAGUUUUCCAUUAGAACAAAAGCCCCUUUUUACUUGCCGAUCUCAAGCUGUUCACAUAGUGUAGCGCAGUUCCUGCAGGAGAAAACUCUUCAUUACACAAGUCUUUUCAAUUACAUGAACAGCUCUUUCUGGGAAACACGGAAUGCAAAUACAAUGCCUGCAUUGGGAGUGUGACAGAUUCCCACUUGAAAGGGAGGAAUUGUAUUUAUUACUGAAUAAUAUAUGCACUCUUAUUUAAGGAGAUAACAGUAUUUGAGAGCGAGUGAAUGAGGAACACACUUGAAUCUGGAGGGCCCACAGGUGUGCAUACAGUAAUCACGAAUAGUCUAGUUGUAUGUUUCUCUAUGACGGGCAUUAGCAAUCGAGCGUUAUCCUCGAUUAAAAACCCAUCAGUGCUGAGCAUGCUUUCUUAAAUGACUAUAUUCAUGUACUGCAAGUAAAGCAUAUGGAAAUACUGAGAGAAAUGCAUUAGUGUACAAUUCUAGUUGAACACGUUACCACUAUUACAAUAAGCAAACGUAAUACCGAUCCACAAAAAGGGA
Polyodon spathula (Mississippi paddlefish) is the source of this 3219-nucleotide messenger RNA. RefSeq names its product cyclic nucleotide-gated cation channel alpha-3-like. The record is from RefSeq and is a predicted model, not a curated record. The transcript is spliced from 7 exons. Lineage: Eukaryota; Metazoa; Chordata; Actinopteri; Acipenseriformes; Polyodontidae. The coding region runs from base 367 to 2514 and encodes 715 amino acids. Gene Ontology annotation, cellular component: intracellular cyclic nucleotide activated cation channel complex; plasma membrane. Gene Ontology annotation, biological process: monoatomic cation transmembrane transport. Gene Ontology annotation, molecular function: protein-containing complex binding; intracellularly cGMP-activated cation channel activity; cGMP binding.